Messenger RNA from Cherax quadricarinatus, 3514 nucleotides. Lineage: Eukaryota; Metazoa; Arthropoda; Malacostraca; Decapoda; Parastacidae. The record is from RefSeq and is a predicted model, not a curated record.
CUGAGAGUCAGAGUUAUGUCUGUUAGACACAAGGAGUCAGACACAUUCCAUCAUCCCCACCGCUAUGGGCAAGACACUGUUCCUCACCAUCACCUACUCGCUGCUGCUAAACGCGUGGGUGGAGAGCGUGAGGGUACUGAGGUUUCAAGAGGACGGUGUGGCCUCGGAGAGCGUGGCAGUAUAUCAGGGAAGUCUCAGCAGGUCCAGAGAACUCUACUCUUUCACGUUCUGCGUUAGAUUCAAGAUUUUUUACCUUCAUCAACGGGGCACGCUCUUCUUUCUGUACGACAGUGUUAAAGAUCGAUAUUGGAUGCUGAGAGGAGAAGUGUGGGUGGACAAGGUGAGAGUAGCCAUCUCCCACACCUGGCACUUUAUGCCCCUGGACCACCAACUGUGGGCCUUCAGGUUUUACCACCUCUGUUUUACCUACAACCACACCAGCUUCCUGAUUCAGACCUUCAUUGACGGAGUGAUGGUAAGGAACGGUUCCUACAACGUCAACCGUCCAGCACUCGGCGAUUACGCUGCUGUGGGUAAUGGUCAAGCCAUUGAGGAGAGUUACAGUGGAGACAUAACUCAGGUUAACGUAUGGGACAGUAUAGUGAGUGUCACAGAAAUCAAGAAGAUGGCAGCCUGUCAAACUGAUCCCCAAGGGAACUUCAUCACAUGGGAGGCUAACUGGAGACUCCGCAACGUAACCUCUUACGACAUGCCACUGGAAAAAUUUUGCCAGCAGGAAGUGGGUAACAUUUAUUUCUGGUUUCCUGAAGUCACGGAUUAUACGGGCCAGUACGUCUGUGAGGCCCUCGGCACCCACCUGCCACACAUAUCCAGCUUAAAGGACGCAGAAUACCUUACAAGCUGUCGGAGACCAUGUGGCCUAAUAGUGACCAUUGUCCUCUAUACAUCUGGAGUCCACUCAAUGACAAAAAGGAAGAGAAUGUGUGGGUAGCUUCAUAUGAUAAGAAUUUAAUUGAUAAUUCUUCAUACUGGUCACCAGACGAACCUAAUGGUUAUAGAUAUGAAAACUGUGCAGCAGUGCGAAAAGACGGCUUAAUUGACGAUGACUGCGCCUGGAAGAGAUGUGCACUUUGUACAUUUACUGAACCCCAGAGAUUUUCAUUACUCGGCAGUUGUGAACCAGAACUCCGUAAUGUUUACUUUGUGGCAUAUCAGGAGGAAUAUGGUGGCUUGAUCUUCAGGAGCUACGGAUCGAAUCACAUUAAGAAAGUGAAUGGAACUUGGAUAUACAUUAAUGCAGUGCAAAACUACACCAUAGCUAAAAUGGAGCCAUUUGAUCCUGACUUUCCAAUGGGUCGUAGAUGGUGGCAGCUGGAGAGAGAAGUGUGUGACCAGGAAAGUGGUGGUCGACGUCGCAUGCUGCUCACACCUUGUCGCUCUGAUCAUUAUACAUGUGACGACGGCACCUGCAUCCCUCACCACUACCGGUGUGAUCUUAAAUAUGACUGUAGAGAUCGAAGUGAUGAGCUGGAUUGUGAACUCAUCUUGUUCCCCCAAGACUACCAUCAGAACUUGCCUCCGAGGGUGCCAGGGAAGGAAGACUCGAAGCUCCCUGUUAUUAUAAACGUUGUUAUAAAAUCUAUAGACGUCCAAACAGUGCAAAUGUCCAUGAAAUUAUCUUAUGAAAUAGAGAUGAUUUGGUUUGAUAACAGGCUUCAAUAUUAUAAUCUUAAAUCAAAUGCCAGUCUGAACAGCCCACGUCUAGACACAAUGAUGAAGUUGUGGUCCCCACUGGUGAAACUACUCAAUACAGACACCAUCGAUCAAGCACUGUUGGCCAUAGACGCCAACACUCUCAUUGAAAGACGAACUGCAGCGUUGGGCAGGGACGAAGGUGCAGCGGGCGAAGUGGACAUGUACUCAGGAGAAGACAAUCCUUUAUCAGUGAGCAGGAAGUACAGUACGGUCUACGCCUGCCAGUUCGACCUCACACUCUACCCUUUUGACAACCAGUAUUGUGACAUCCACCUUCAGAUUGUGUCUGGCCAAGUGUCCUUCCUCGACGUCCACUCAAAUUCCUCUGUUGACUACUUGGGAAGCGAAGUGCUCAAUGAAUAUAAGCCUAAUUGGAUCAGAAUAUUGGUCAAAACAUACCUAAGUAAUGCAGUUGUUUUCAUACAGGUGUACAACUGUAGUAUAUAUAACUUAUACAAAGCAUUAGCUGGGACUUUGUGUCUCUCUCAGAUCGGAAAAGUAAAGGUGCUGUUGGACAAGAAGUACAUGCCUGGUGAGGCUCGGGUUCGUGUGCCCAUGACGAGGCAGUUCGGUAACUCCAUCCUCAACAUCUACAUUCCCUCUCUUAUACUCAUGGUCAUCAGCUACCUCACCUUCUUCUUCAGAACCUCCAUCUUCGACGUGCGUGUGAUGGUCACCCUCACCGCCCUUCUUGUGCUUGCUACACUCUUCGCUCAGGCGUCAAAUUCACUUCCUAAUACGUCAUACUUCAAGAUGGUGGACAUCUGGCUCUUAUUCUGCGUGGGUGUCACCUUCCUAGUCAUCAUAUUUCAUAUCCUGAUUGAUAACCAGUAUUUCAAGGAUAACAAGACAACCCAAGUAAAACCUUUUGCUUUGCCAGCGUAUAGCGAGACCCAUCUGAUGGGACUACGCGGCCGCUGCCGCUGGUCACCAAAUUUGUCGGUCGAGCAACUGGAGAUGGUAGCCAAGGUCUUCGUCUUCUUCCUCAUGAUCACAUUCAUGGUUGGAUACCUGGCCUAUAUAAUAAGCUGAGAAUCUCGUCUAAAUUUCUGCAGCACGAAGUCUUACAUUUCCGUAUGACUGAAAAUAUUAAAUUGCUUAUUUUGCAAAUAGAUAAAUGAGAGAUUUCAUACACAAGCUUCAUGAGCUUGUCACAAUGUAUAAUAAUACACAAACAUUGUAUAUAAAAAACUUAUAUCACUGUUCCGUACUUAUAGCACUUGGUCAUGAUCUAAGGUAAUUUAUUCUUGCCUAAUGAUUAACAUUAAAACUACGAUUAACAUAUCAACGAUUUGGUAGUUUAAUUUGUUCCAUAAGAGAUGAAUAGUUCAGAUAUAAUACUGAGGAUGAGAUAUUACAAUAAAUUUUACCAAGAAAGUUACCAUUACACUGUUCUUCACUGGCAUCAAAGGAUGAUAACUUAUUAUUAUUAACCUUUUCUACAGUGAACACAAUAUUUUUUUGUGUAAUGUAAACAAUACGUGAUAAUUCUAUCAAAAUGGAAUAUUUCUCAAUUAUCUUGUAAAAUAAUGGUUCCAAUUCUACUGGACAGUCAGCCAUCCAGCUGUUCUUACAAUAACAUAAAAAUAUAUUAAUCAAGGUUAGUUCUAAAAAAAGGCCCAUUAUCUCUCUUAUUUGCGCAUACAAACCUUUGUCAAAAUGAAAAAAAAAUGAUCGUUUAUUUUGAAAUGAAGAUUUCUUUACAUUGUACUUUUGUAUCUUUUUCUACUAAAUUUUUAUCACUAAAUAAGUCAUUAACACAGAUACCUUUUUCUUAAGAACAGACUGUUUCUGACAG